This is a messenger RNA of Mugil cephalus (flathead mullet), 6217 nucleotides long. RefSeq names its product failed axon connections homolog, metaxin like GST domain containing a (gene faxca). The transcript is spliced from 6 exons. The record is from RefSeq and is a predicted model, not a curated record. NCBI's taxonomy places the organism in Eukaryota, Metazoa, Chordata, Actinopteri, Mugiliformes, Mugilidae. The coding region runs from base 1355 to 2605 and encodes 416 amino acids. Gene Ontology annotation, cellular component: cytoplasm.
UCCAUCUGUUGCUGCCAUUCACAUGAAUGGGCAUGAGAACAAAAGGGCUUCAUUCCAUCAGAAUAUUCCUCCUACUCCGGGUGAAAAACACAAAAAAACAUUUCCUGAAUUUUUAUUUAAUAUUGCUUGAGUAUCGUUAUAAUAAUAAAAUGUAUGGUGUGCUGAACAAAGCCUCUCCCUGCUGUCAUUCAAGCUGUUAUGUUCAUGUAAUGGAGGAAUUUUCCAGCUUGUUAUAAAAGUCACACACAGCCCUUUUACCUAACUUCAAUGUCAGCUCAAUGCAGUGGCUGUGGUAGGACCCCUGGUGGUGACCACCGUAGAGUGUUUUGACAAAAAAAAAAAAGGAUGUCUGCAACUUUCCUUAAAAAUAAUUUUGGAGUGUAAGGUGGUCAACGUAAACUACAAAAACUAUAGCGUGUGCUGAUUUACUUUAAAGUAAUUAAUAUAAUGAAUGAGGUUGUGUUUACCAGUGUUGGCCUUGGGGUACAAUCAGUCCCUGUGACGUCACUUUAGCUGCAUGAAGCCCACAGAGGACAGCGGAAGUAGCGCUACAAGAUGCUUCGUGUCUCCUUCAGAACCAAACUCUAUGAAAACAUGUCUCAUAAAGGAUAUCCUUUUAUGUGUAGCACUCAUAACGUCAACGAGACAGGCCAUUAGGUUCAAGAUGGAACCUUUUUAUAUAUAUUUUUUGUUUUUAACAAAAUAUUUUUUCGGAAACAUUCCUUUGAUUUUACUCAUACAACAUUUAUUUGCUUCAUGUUCGACUGCAUUAUCAUGAUGGUGGUGGUAUUAUGUGUCUUUAACCUUUAGUUCAUUGUUAUUAUGUUCAAUACGGUCAUUUAAACCAAUAGUGAACCUAACAAAAUAAUUUAUGACCCCUUGACCUCUGGUAUUAUGUAUCCUUGUCAGCUAAUACUCAUCAACUACAGCAUGCCACUGGAAGCAGUUAGAUUUUCACCUAUAAAUGUGCAGUAAGAGCACAUUUGUGGUAGUAACAAGAGAAAAAUGCAUUUCCCUUUAGAUUUGUUUACAUGAUUUUGUUAGGUAGUUUGAUAUUAGCGAUGUUGCACAACAAUGACUGCAGAUACACACUUUUAUUUUGAAGGGGAUAACAGGAAGCAGUGCGGUCCAUUAAUUUGACUUGACGGUCUGUGGAGAAGGGCAGAGAGCUCCGAGUGGGCUUCGGAGGAUGUCCGCCCCGCUACGGGGACAAGCUCCGGGCAGAAUGCUUGUGUCCUGUCGGCUGCUCCUCAUCCAGUCGCCCAGCACCAGUGUCCGUCGGCACCCAUGAAGCCCCCGCUGAUGAAGCCCCGAGCUGCCAGAGUGAGGCGGAAAGUGGCCGGAGACAGAGAGCAUGUACUGGCGCGUCGGGUUCGCCUGGACGCGGUCGUGUGUGGUUGAUCUUGGCCAGAACCAGAGCUUCUCCUCCGGCCUGGUGGGCCCCGAUGAGCAGCUCUCGUUUUAUGGGUACAUCAUCGCCUACCCACUGCAGGACUACGGCGGGAUCAUGUCAGCUUUGGGCUCGGAUUCGUGGUGGCGGAAAACGCUGUAUUUGACCGGAGGGGCUCUGCUCGCUGCCGCUGCCUAUUUGCUGCACGAACUGCUGGCCAUCAGAAAGGAGGAAGAGCUGGACUCUAAAGAUUCCAUCAUACUCCACCAGUUCUCCAGGCCCAAAACUGGCGUCCCGUCCCUGUCCCCUUUCUGCCUUAAACUGGAGACCUACCUCCGUAUGGUUGACCUGCCCUACCAGAACUACUUUGAUGGGAAGCUUUCGCCCCAGGGAAAGAUGCCAUGGAUUGAGUACAACCAGGAGCAGGUGUGCGGUACUGAAUUCAUCAUCGACUUCCUGGAGGAGAGGCUGGGCGUGAGCCUCAACAAGAGCCUGACACUACAGGAGAGGGCCAUGUCUCGCGCCAUUACCAAAAUGGUGGAGGAGCACUUUUACUGGACUAUAGCUUACUGUCAGUGGGUGGACAACCUGGAAGAGACCCAGAAGAUGCUGUCGGUGAGCGGACCCCUGAGCGACCUGCUCAAGUGGAUCCUGAGUCACCUGACUGGUGGGAUCGUCAAGAGGGAGAUGUACGGGCACGGGAUCGGGCGGUUCUCCAAAGAGGAGGUUUAUGCCUUGAUGGAGAAGGACAUGCGUACUCUGGCCACUCUGCUAGGUGAUAAGAAGUACAUCAUGGGCUCUAAGCUUUCGACAGUAGAUGCUGCAGUUUUCAGUCACCUGGCCCCUGCUAUGUGGACGCUGCCGGGAUCACGGCCGGAGCAGCUAAUCAAAGGGGAGCUGAUCAACCUGGCCAUGUACUGUGAGCGCAUCCGCCGGCGUUUCUGGCCCGAGUGGUUCGUGGACCUGGAGGACCUCCGCUACUCCGACAUCACAGAGGACAGUGACUCGCCCUCCAAACUCCCCGACCUGGGCCUCUUCUCCGGGACGGGCACUUUCCAGGAUGACACACACUCACACACUCCCCACAGUCCCCACAUUCCCCACACUCACACGCCACAAGACCCGCCGUCGCCGGACAGUGACCCCACGGGCCACUCGCUGUACGACUCUGACAUGGACACGGAGUGCUCUGAAAUAGACCAGCUCAAGUGUUGACCAAAACACACACACAAGACAGUGCACGCCACAUGUACGAACGCACACCACGGGAGGGAGCUGCAUCCCACCCGUGCACGCGCUCCCUACCUCUCAGAUCGGAAAAAAAAAACAGCCGGGGAGUGUUUCUGGUGUUGCCUGUGGCGGCGAAGGGGUUAACUUUAGAGGAAGAGAUUUCACAGUCAAAGGAAAGGAGAGCAACUUGGGCGACGGGGGAAAAUGGGGAGAGAGGAAAGGAGUAGCAGAAAAGUCGCAGUGGAGGGAGAAGAAGGAGAAGAAGAAGAAAAAGGUUAAAAAGUAAGAAGCAUCAAAAACCAGGAGUAAAUGACGCAGUCGCUGAGAAACUCCUCCACGUGGUCGACAUCAUCUGCAGUCACAACCUUCUACCUGUUGUCGCGUUUCCUGUAACCGUGGCAACUCCAUGUGCGCGUGCCCCGCCCUACUCCUCCAUUCCUCGUAGCAGUUUGCACCACACAGCCUUGUGUGUCCUUCAACACCUCGUGACACUGAUACUUAGGGAACUGUACAGGAUUCAUGUGAAUGAAGACAAUUCAGUGUAAAUACAUGAAUGAAUGAUUUAAUUCUCAGAUGUGAUGGAUAGAAUAUCUGAUUAUACGUGAGUAUAAAUAGUAUAGAUAGCAUCUCCUCUGUCUUAAGGUGUAAAUACUGUAGCUCUUGUGUUGGACACAAACACUGUCUUGUAGUAGUCUCAAUGAAUACCCUGCUCUGCUGGUCUCGGAUCGGCGAGAGGAGCCCUCGUUUACACUGGGGACGUAACAGUAAUGCCUGCUGCCCAUGUUUAAGUAGUGCAGUAAAAUUUCAUAGCAGAUAAUGAAUCUUCCAUAAGCACUUUGAAACUAUCUUUUGUCUUAUUAAGACGGUUAUUUUUGCCAAAAAGAAAAAUGCCCCACGUCAGAAACCUUGAGUUCGGAUUAUCAGACUCCUGUGCGGACAUUCAGAGCAUCGAGAGCGAGCAAAACAAUCAUGUAGACUGAACAGACGUUUAGUCUGGAUAAAAGAGCAUGGCUGGUACGUGCCCAAGGAAAAUGUCCCUUUACUCAUCACAAUGUUACCUACAUGUCUUAGGUAUAUUUAAGUUGGAUGUUGGUACCUAUGUCCAAAUCACGAAGACGCGGCCGAUGGAAACAUCUGAAAAAUUCCUUUUUUUUUUCUUUUUCUUUUAGCAGUUAGGUUUUUUUUUUUUUGUGACCAACGUUCCAUAACCAACAUGAUGGACUGCUGUUAAAGUGCAUCGUAAAGCAAUAAGUGAGCAGACGCAGGUCCACUCCGCUCUGUUGUGAUUGUAUGCUAGGCUGUAGUAGUGACGGCAGGUUUUUAUGUGUGUUUGUCGUUCAGCAAAUGCACAUACCAACAACAUUAUUUGUGUCAAGGCAGAACGGAUGCAAGCAAGGAGUACACACACAACAUAUAUAUUUAAUAUAUAUGGUCACCCUCUGUGAAUGAGUGAUGGCACACUUGUGAGGCUUCACAGCUGAACCUUUCCUCCUAGCAUACACACAAACACACACUCACAAAGUAAUGAUUCCAGUUUUAGGAGGCCAGAGAAAAGGAAGUGGUCUGAGAGACAGGACGGUGCGGUGGUUUAUAUUGAUGGUGCUUCUUAUUCUUUAUCUAGUUUAAAGUAGAAAUCAUGUUAGGAAUAAAGAGGAAUCUUUACAGUGGCCGACCGGCUGAUCAAUCAGUGAAUUUAUUGGCUGGCGUUAGCCUCAAGUCUGUUUUGUUUAAAGGCCUGGUCACACCAGGAAAUGGUUCGCUAAAUUCAAUCACUGUGUCAUUUUGGUGAUAUACAGUAAUGUCAAUACUUGCAGAGCUAGGCGGCGGACUGCUGCAGCUGGUGGGCCAACUUCUAACUCGCAAGUCAUCUGUACUGGAGCGCAUCAAACGCAGCAGCUCACGGGAAUUCUCUCGGCUCCACUCAGUGUUGUAGAUUAAAAAGUUGCAGAGAAAGAGAGAAACUAAAGCCUUUCGGGGCUAAUGAGCUCAGGUGUUCUGCACCCACAAGCGAGCUUUUAUUAGAAUGAUUUGAAGUUGCUGUAAAUUUUUUUUUACCAUUUUAAACGUAACCAGGCUUUAAUGGAGAAAUAUUUCUGUGGACAUAUAGCGGACAUCAGCCGGUGGGUUCCACAAAACUAAUACAGAAAAGCUAAAAAUACAUUUGAGGCAAUUGAAUUAAAAUGAUAUUAGUUCACCAGAGAUAUCUGACAACUAGAACGUCGGACACGAUUUUAAACAACCUAUUUUUAAGGUUGCUUCCUUAUGAAAAUCACUUCUAUAUUUUAUUUAUUUAUUUACUUAUUUAUUUAUUGAAUGCUCCAUUGUCCAACAUGUGCCCCUGAGAUGUGUCUGGCUCUUCUCCUGAAGACGCUGCACACAUGUGAAGCUCACCUCGAGUUAGUGAUAUGUAGCAUGUAGCAGCAUAUAGCGAAAUAAGAAGUAACAGUAUGGUACCACAACAUGACAGACGAUGCGCUGCCACUGGUAACAAGUCAGCGAUGGAAACGUGAGGCUCCUUCACUUUUAGGCUAAACACACCUUUGAGUCUGAGCGAGGCCUUCAGGAGGUAAACAGCAGAAGGUGAAGCCUUGUUUGUGUGUUUGUGAUUUUCUUUGUCUUAAAAACCCUUUGCCUGCAUGAUAUUGCCUUCUCCCAUCAACAGUCAGAUUUAGCCUUAUGGAAAAUGAAGCUAAACUGUUUACUUUAUAUCAGUGCCAGCAAAUGAAUUAUGUUUUUUAUAUGUACUAUUUAUUUAUUUAUUAUAUAUCUAUUUUAUGUUGAUUGGGAUGGUUGAUGUGCUUGAAUUAAGGCAGCAAUGGUAUGUUUUUGCACUUUUCUUCUCUAUGUUUACAGGCAGUCUUUUUUUUUUUUUGUUCUGUGGCUGAGAAUGAACGUCACUGAUUAUCGAUUAUCGACCUGUGUAUUAGUGCAAUACUGUAGAUUCUCUUACGACUUCUGCUGGCGUGACGCCGAGCACAUUGUCAUUGCCGUAGUUGCAUGUGCGUCCACCUCUUGAGAUGUCAUUUGAUAAUUGCUCAUGUCGUGGCGUCGCCACCAUCAUCCGCGUUAAGGUGCGCCAAGCAGCAAAUGUUUCCUCCAUCUGAAGAGAAGUAGGACUUUUUACCAAACCGGCCACCUGAUCUCAGAUCAGCAGAUGCAUGUGAGGCGUCCUGCUGAUCGGCUGGUCGUCGGCGUCUCCUCUCUCUCUCUCUCUCUGUCUUUCACGAGUUCACCCAUUCCAGGACAAAACUGACCAUUCGUCUUAACGUUCCUCAGCAUUUAAAGGUCAGGGGUCAGGUUUUCAGUCCUGCCCCCGUGUGUCACUUUCCCACCACGAUCCCUGCUUGUAGACUAGAAGCCAUAUUGCAUCGUCUGUUGAUGUUGUUCGUGCUGAAACAUUUGUGGAAUUUCAUCAGACUGUAAAUAAGAUAGCUUGAAAAAAAAAAAAAAAGAUGUAAAGUGCAAACUUAAAAGCUAAGGCUGUGUAAGAUUUAAAAAAAAAAAAAGAUUCUUAUGAAUGUAUCAUAACUAGAGAUAAAAAGCUGUAUGAGGAUGGAUAGAAUAUUUCAUUAAAUAUAGCUGUGAUAUUUUCCUCUG